Drosophila guanche is the source of this 1911-nucleotide messenger RNA. It is a transcript of the gene NtR, whose product is annotated as neuronal acetylcholine receptor subunit beta-2. Gene Ontology annotation, molecular function: neurotransmitter receptor activity; extracellular ligand-gated monoatomic ion channel activity; transmembrane signaling receptor activity. Gene Ontology annotation, biological process: signal transduction; regulation of membrane potential; monoatomic ion transmembrane transport. The record is from RefSeq and is a predicted model, not a curated record. Gene Ontology annotation, cellular component: synapse; neuron projection; membrane. The coding region runs from base 81 to 1829 and encodes 582 amino acids. The transcript has 8 exons. NCBI's taxonomy places the organism in Eukaryota, Metazoa, Arthropoda, Insecta, Diptera, Drosophilidae.
CGUCGAUUCGGAAUUUGAAUGCAUAACGAAAUCGCAUCGCCGUCGAAUCGGACGGAAGGGCAACAGCAAAAGCAAGAAAAAUGAAUUAUAUUCCGUGCCUUAUCAACUCUGCUCUGGUUCUCUGCCUGUGCCUGGCACUGCCCGCCCACACGGCAGCCGGCCGAUAUAACAUAAGCUUUGCCCAACUGGAUUCGUGCGAGAGCUAUACGAUUAAGGAGGCGGGCUAUGCCUACCGGGACUUCUUCAUGGUGCACACGCUGGACAACAACCAGAUCAAGGGCAAGGAGCGUCUGCACCUGAAGUUCUAUGUGCUCACCAGCAUGGACGCGCACAUCCUGCUCUCGGUGACAAACAGACUGCGCCCCAAUGACCGCGUGUACGAGAUUGUGAUAGGAGCCGGCGGAAAUACGUUUUCCGCCAUCCGCACGGCCAUGGGCCUGCGACGUGUCUCCACGAAUCAAGAUCGGAAUUUACUAUCAGUGUUUGAGCCGACGCCAAUAGAGAUUGUGCAGACGCAGGAUGCUGAGCUGUUUGUUUACAUACCCGGAUUCAAAACGGAGCCGCUCUUACAGUUCAUGGACGCCUCGCCCCUGACUAUCAACUACAUAAGCUUCAGCUCCUUUGGCACCAACUCGGCCCGCUGGUUCUACGACUGCUCCUUCGAUGGGUUUGACAAGGAAAUAUCAAAGGAGACGGCUGCGCUAUCAGUGGAGCAGCUACUGCUGGCGAAUCUCGUAUUCCAGGCCGAGAACUCGAGCGUCCCGGUCAACCUAACCACGAUUGGGUUCCACUUUCAGGCGCGCUCGAUCGCCUACGAGCAGGCCAAUGCCUUGCUCAGCACCCGAAUGCAUCUGAUGUUGCACUGGCAGGAUAAGCGCCUGAGCUGGGAUCCCGAGGAUUUCGGACAACUGAAGUCCUUCGAGCAUCCCCUCCUGCAGAUCUGGACACCGAAGCUAACUGUUCUGAACGGAGCCAUGGACUCGCUUGGCGAGGCGCUCAAGGCCUACGAGCUGCGUGUCUUUUCGGACGGCAACGUCACCCUGUACGCCAGCAACCUGGAGCUGUCCAGCUGGUGCGUGAACAGCGCACGUAACUGGCCAAAGGAGCGCAUCGAGUGCAACGUGGAGCUCGGCGUGCUCAGACAGCCGAGCGAGAGCAACAUAAUCUUAAACUACGAACGACAGCGCAGUCCGAUCGCACCCAAUGAGCACGUGAACACGCCAUCGGGCUGGACAAUCGUCGGCGUAUCGGUGGUGAAUCUGGGCAACGACACGGCCACAGCCGGUCGAUACUCAGACCAGGGCAGGCUCCAGACGAUGACAGGCGAUGUGUCCAUUGGGUUUAUGCUGCAACGGAACAGCGCCUUCUACAUGUCGGUAUUUUAUAUGCCGCUGAUUGCGUGCGAGAUCUUCAUUAUCCUGUCGUUUUUGCUUCGCUCCACCCGUCGCAGUGCUCUCAUACUGAUCGCCAUCCUCAUCAUUUCCUGGGCUCUGAUGUACAUCACGCGCCACGCCUCUCCGCACUAUGUGCCCGCCCUGAUGUCGGGCUACAAGAUCGUAAUGAUUGUCAGCUGCUACUGCUACGUGCUGCACAUCUGCAUCAUGUGGCUGGAGUGCUAUCCGCCUAGGUCCAAGGCGCCCGCAUUCGUCGCCACGUUGAUCAACUCGAACCUCCUGCGCUGUGUGCUGGGACUGCGCUAUGCGGAUGCGAACGAGUACUGUGACAUUCUGGAGAAACCCUGGCCCCAUCUGGCCAAGAUCCUGAACAACCUGAGCUUCAUUGGCGUGUGCAUUGCCUUCGGGGUGAUGACUGUGACGAGUGGCGUUUGAAAAGUCGAAUGGUUUUCAUUUAUUUGCAGUGGGAGAUAAGUAGUAAUGGAUCCUUAAAUAAAUACGAAAUAUUCAGAGAGCA